UGAAGGGGAAAGGGUGGAUAAGAUUAAGAGGCAAUGGGGGAGGGGAGAAACUAACAGUCGUAAAAGGGAGAGAGAGAUAGAGAGAGAGAGAGAGAGAGAGAGAGAGAGAGAGAGAGAGAGAGAGAGAGAGAGAGAGAGAGAGAGAGAGAGAGAGAGAAAAAAUAACAAUAACACCUCUCAAGUUUCGUUUUUUAAACAUUUCUAAAUCAAUGAGUAUUCAGUUGUCAGGGGAACUUUUGCUCUUCUCAAAUCUCAGUUUCCAAACCUUUCCCCUGUGACAUUUAACUUGCAGUAUGUUGGUGUAUUCAGUUCUGGAUUGGCUGGAUCUAAAGAGUGGAAUUUUUCUUUUCUUUGUUUUUCUUCUUCUGGCUGAUUUGAUCACGAAUAGAAACCCUCCUAAUUUUCCACCUGGACCAUGGCCUCUGCCUUUCCUGGGAAAUGUCUUUAUUGGUUUCGACCACCAUGCAAUGGACAAGGUUGCCAAACAAUUUGGUAACGUUUUCAGCCUUCGAUGGGGAACAGAUAAGAUAGUGUUUGUAUCAGGACACAAGAUGGUGAAGGAUGUUUUGGUGACGCAGGGAGACAUCUUUUUAGAUCGACCACUGUCCCCACUGUUUAAUGAAGUUUUUAAAGGACGUGGGAUUUCUGUGAGCAAUGGGUACACAUGGAGGAGACAGAGGCAGUUUUCUUUGGCCCACUUGAAACACUUUGGUGAAGGAAAAAGAACCCUGGAAUAUCACAUACAGCUGGAAUGUAGUUUCCUGUGUGAGACUUUCCAACAGGAAAUGGGAGGUCCCUUUAACCCCCACGUUAUAAUAAACAAUGCUGCUGCCAAUGUUAUUGGAUCCUUGGUGUUUGGGAAGCGAUUCGACUACGAUGACAUUGAUUUCCAGAACCUUCUGAAACUUAGCCAGGAAUCUAUUCUACUGGCAGGCACACCCCUUGCUCAGAUGUAUGACAUAUUCCCGUGGCUCUUCAAACGUUUACCUGGCCCCCAUAACAUCAUCUUCUCCAACUAUGCCAGGCUCAUAUCCUUCCUGAGAAAGGAAAUAGAGAAACACAAGAGGGACUGGGACCCUUUGAACCACAGGGACUUUAUUGACACCUACAUUGCAGAAAUAGACAAGAAAAAGAAUGACAUUGAGGCUGGGUUUAACUCAGAAAACUUGGCGUUCUGUACUCUGGACUUGUUUGAGGCUGGAACGGAGACUGUCACCAACACCUUGCGCUUUGCUCUACUUUACAUGAUGAAAUACUCAGAAGUGCAGGAGAAGGUCCAGGAUGAGAUAGAGCGUGUGAUUGGCCUGUCUCGCCAGCCUUGCAUGACCGACAAAAUCAACAUGCCUUACACUGAGGCUGUCCUUUACGAGACGCUAAGAGUGGCUAACUUAGUCCCGCUCAACAUACCCAGGAUUUCUAGCAAAGACACCAUUGUCGGUGGAUAUUUUAUUCCGCAGAAAACUGUGCUGGUCACCAACCUCUCAUCAGUGCUCCGUGAUAAGACAGAAUGGGAGAAACCAGAAAUGUUUUACCCCCAGCACUUUCUGAAUGAGCAUGGGCAUUUCUGUAAAAGGCAGGCCUUUUUCCCUUUCUCUGCAGGAAAGAGGAUGUGUCUAGGAGAGCAACUUGCCCAUAUGGAGCUCUUCCUCUUUUUCACCUCCCUUCUCCAGAGGUUUACUAUCUCUCCAGCUCCUGGAGAAGAGCCUAUCUUGGAGCCACAGGGAUCUGCCGUCUUGUCCCCAAAACCCUUCAAAAUUUGUGUUUCCUCAAGGUGACUGCCAACAAUGGAAUGUUGUAGUUUUUCAGUUUACUGUCAGUGAUGGGAUAUAUAUGUUUAGUUUCAACCAAAUAUAUAUAUUUUUUGUUUCGCAAAUCGAUUGGGAUGCUCCAUUUUGAGUUUAGGAUAGUUUAUCAGGCUAAACAGCCCCAUUACUUAUUGUCAACUGUAUACUUUGUGUACUGUGUAGCUAUCUAGUUAGACUUUAAACUGGACAUUCAUAACAUACUUGUAUCAGCAAAACUUACAAAAUGGUUUAGAUAUUAAGAGUUCAUAUCAUGCAAAUGUAUUGCCCGAUAGCUACUAAUUGACAGCAUAAAGGUCGUCUAUCAUAUAGGUACAGUAGGCUACAGUACUUGCUAUUUAUGAUUACAGUAACUGAAUAUGCAACACGCAUUAACCCAUAAAGGACACACAGUUUAAGGUUUCUGUACUACAGUAAUUUGAUGCUACUCUUUACUGUAAUAAAAAAGGGCAGCAGCUUUGAUUUGUUU
This is a messenger RNA of Hypomesus transpacificus, 2271 nucleotides long. RefSeq names its product cytochrome P450 2J2-like. The record is from RefSeq and is a predicted model, not a curated record. Bases 294 to 1775 code for a protein of 493 amino acids. The transcript is spliced from 9 exons. Gene Ontology annotation, molecular function: iron ion binding; oxidoreductase activity, acting on paired donors, with incorporation or reduction of molecular oxygen, reduced flavin or flavoprotein as one donor, and incorporation of one atom of oxygen; heme binding. Gene Ontology annotation, biological process: xenobiotic metabolic process. Gene Ontology annotation, cellular component: cytoplasm; intracellular membrane-bounded organelle. NCBI's taxonomy places the organism in Eukaryota, Metazoa, Chordata, Actinopteri, Osmeriformes, Osmeridae.